Messenger RNA from Fusarium verticillioides 7600, 1998 nucleotides. RefSeq lists its product as hypothetical. NCBI's taxonomy places the organism in Eukaryota, Fungi, Ascomycota, Sordariomycetes, Hypocreales, Nectriaceae. The transcript has a single exon. The record is from RefSeq and is a predicted model, not a curated record. Gene Ontology annotation, molecular function: transmembrane transporter activity. Gene Ontology annotation, biological process: transmembrane transport. The coding region runs from base 211 to 1794 and encodes 527 amino acids.
GCAGAGCACACCCUCAACGCCUGGUGCCGACUCGGCACCGAAAGAUGUGGAUUCUAGCACUUGCGAUCCAAACAGAAUCGAAUUCUAGCAUUUUACCCUGCUCCUCAAAUCGUUAUUUAUUUCAUCUUGAUCUCAUUGAUUCUUCGUUCUUUUAUUGAUCAAAAUGACAUUGUUUUGUCUCUUCAGAAAAUCUUCAAGAGUUAUUGCAAGAUGAGUGCACCGAAGCAAGACGACGACCAUAUUGGCGAUAGCGAGAGUACUCACACUCGUGUAUCAGACCAGGAUCCCGAAAAACAAACCAAUACGGAAAUUGAAACCCCAGAUGCUCCUUAUUCAAGCUUCUCACUAUGGCAGAAGCGGCUCAUUGUUCUGGCUGCCGCUUCAACAGCCCUCUUUUCACCAAUGACAGCCCAGAUAUACUUCCCUGCCCUGCCAGCUAUAGCCAACGACUUGGGCGUGACCACAUCCCAGAUCAACCUUACUGUCACGACUUACAUGAUCUUCCAGGGUAUAACACCCAUGUUCAUUGGCUCACUAGCUGACAGUGGUGGACGAAGACCUGCAUACCUGGUAUGCUUUACCAUUUACAUAGCAGCCAACAUUGGUCUCGCCCUGGCUCCUAGCUAUGGUGCUCUGCUGGGUCUUCGUUGUCUUCAAUCCGCUGGCUCUGCUAGCACUGUUGCGUUAUGCUUCGCUGUCGUGGCUGAUGUUGUCACCUCAGCCGAAAGAGGUCAGUACAUCGGUCUGACAGCUGUUCCAUCAGUGCUGGGUCCAUCAUUGGGUCCAAUUAUAGGUGGCGUGCUCGCCGAGUUUCUAGGCUGGAGGUCAAUUUUCUGGUUUCUCGCCAUCUUCGCCGGUGUAGCCAUUGCUCUUCUCGCUUUGUUCUACCCAGAAACAUGCCGUGAGAUUGUCGGUGAUGGCAGUAUCAAAGCGCCUUUGAUGUACCGUUCAGUAUGGCAGAUUCUUGCAUCCCGACGGAAGCGUUCUGAGUCAGAGAAGAACGGUUUGAGUCGGCAAGGCUCACGAGCCUCGACCGUCAAGAAGUUCAAAUUCAAGUUCCCCAAUGUCCUCGACUCGAUUUUGAUGUUGUUUGAGAAAGAAACUGGUUUCCUUCUCGGCUUCAGCAGUAUCUGCUUCGCUGGCUUCUACUGCAUAGCAACCGCCAUGCCCACUCUAUUCAAGGAGAUAUAUGGCUACAACGAACUUGAGAUCGGACUGACCUUUCUCCCUCUGGCAGCUGGAUCAGUCAUUGCAGCGUUCAUCGUGGGUAGUCUUACAAAUCGCAACUUCAAGCGACAUUGCGAGAAGCAGGGCAUACCAUACGAGCGAAGUAAGCAACAAGACCUAUCCGGCUUUCCAAUUGAGCGUGCUCGUCUGGAAUUCGGCUUCCCUCUCCUAAUGCUCGCGGCUGCUACGCUCGUCUGUUGGGGAUGGGCCGUUCACGCCCGGGCUCAUAUUGCUGUCCCGUGUGUGCUGAGUGGAAUCUUGGGCGUAGGAGUCGUUGGCUUUAAUAAUACAGUCAAUUCGCUGCUGAUUGACAUCCAUCCCAGGAAGGCUGGCACGGCGAGCGCUGCGAAUAACCUUACGCGCUGUCUAGUAGGAGCGGGAGCCAGUGCAGCAAUUGUGCCAAUGAUUGAUGCUAUGGGUACUGGCUGGGCUUUCACCCUAGUUGGAGGACUCUAUGUCCUUGGGUGUCCUAUUUUGAUCACUGUCAUGGUUCGUGGAGUCAAAUGGCGCGAGGAGUUGAGAGUGAAAGAAGAGAAGAAACAAAAGGCCAAGGAAGUCCAAGAGUGAGGUUGAAUAGUGUUUACUAAGAAGCAACAAGCACCUAAUGCACGGAUCUGAUACAAUACAAGGUAGAAAGUCUCGAUCAGAAUGGUCAGCAAUACGAGACAAAAUUUUAUAGAAUAAUUAAUCUUAAUUUCAAGGGUCAAAUGGUUGUUGGCAAUGAGAAUCUCAAGAUUAUCACUGCUCAGAAUGUGGGGAUCACCUCUUUGC